This is a messenger RNA of Physella acuta, 336 nucleotides long. RefSeq names its product putative G-protein coupled receptor 152. The record is from RefSeq and is a predicted model, not a curated record. Lineage: Eukaryota; Metazoa; Mollusca; Gastropoda; Physidae.
AUGAGUGACCCAAUGAGUGACCCAAUGAGUGACCCAGUGAGUGACCCAGUGAGUGACCCAAUGAGUGACCCAGUGAGUGACCCAAUGAGUGACCCAAUGAGUGACCCAAUGAGUGACCCAAUGAGUGACCCAAUGAGUGACCCAAUGAGUGACCCAAUGAGUGACCCAAUGAGUGACCCAAUGAGUGACCCAAUGAGUGACCCAAUGAGUGACCCAAUGAGUGACCCAUUGAGUGACCCAGUGAGUGACUCAAUGAGUGACCCAAUGAGUGACCCAAUGAGUGACCUAGUGAGUGACCCAAUGAGUGACCCAAUGAGUGACCCAUUGAGUGAGUGA